AUGUUCCAGCCGUCUGCGAAGCGCUGCUUCACCAUCGAGUCCCUGGUGGGCAAGGACACCCACCUCAGCCCCGAGGAGCCCCCGCGCCCCGCCGCCCUCGGCUACCCCGGCCCCGCCGCCGACGCCGCCGCCUUCGCCCCCGGCUUCCAGGGCGCCGCCGCCGCCGCCGGCCGGGCCCUCUACGGCAGCGCCGAGCUCGUCUUCCCCGAGGCCGUGGGGCACCCGGCGCUGCCCGUCGGGCCCCACCAGCUGGGGGGCUCGGCGCUGCCGCACCCCACUCCUUCUUCGGGGCCGCAGCACCGCGACCCGCUCAACUUCUACCCCUGGGUGCUGCGGAACCGCUUCUUCGGGCACCGCUUCCAAGUCCAGCCCAAGCCUAAUGGUGCCACCUUGGCCCUGGGGCACAGGUCCUCGCUGGAGGUGAAAGUGUGGUUCCAGAACAGGCGGACGAAAUACAAACGGCAGAAGCUGGAGGAGGAAGGACCCGACUCUGAUCAGAAGAAGAAAGGUUCCCACCACAUCAACCGAUGGCGCCUCGCCACCAAGCAGUCGAGCGGAGAAGACAUCGACGUCACCUCCAAUGACUAA
Messenger RNA from Gavia stellata (red-throated loon), 588 nucleotides. RefSeq names its product homeobox protein EMX1-like. NCBI's taxonomy places the organism in Eukaryota, Metazoa, Chordata, Aves, Gaviiformes, Gaviidae. The record is from RefSeq and is a predicted model, not a curated record. Gene Ontology annotation, molecular function: DNA binding.